Molecule: messenger RNA, 1782 nt
Organism: Daktulosphaira vitifoliae (grape phylloxera)
Lineage: Eukaryota; Metazoa; Arthropoda; Insecta; Hemiptera; Phylloxeridae
Product: phospholipase B1, membrane-associated-like
Exons: 8
Coding region: 170-1489 (439 amino acids)
Biological process (GO): phospholipid metabolic process
Molecular function (GO): glycerophospholipase activity
Source: RefSeq, a predicted model, not a curated record
UCUUGUUAUAAAAUUGGAAAUUUAUUUGUGUAUUAUAAAAUUUAUAAAUUAUAUGUAGUUUGUAAGUAAAUUUCAAGUAAAAUACAUUAUUUCAAACUACAACAAAUGUUAUUUUUAAGUUAAAUUUGUUUGAAGAAAUCAUAUUAUAAUUUUUUUUUAUUUAUUGAAAAUGAAAGUGACUUUAUUUGCAUUUCCAGAAAAAAAAUGUAUGGUUAUCGGUGUACAUUUUAUUUUACUGUACGUCAUCAAAACAGUGCGAUUACAGUCUGACAUAUUGAAUUCAUCUUCAUAUAGUUUACCUACAUCUAAUAAAUAUUCGACGAAUCAACAAAAUAUCUUGAGAUACAAUGAUAAAUUCGACUAUGUAGCCAGAUCUUUUUUACAAAAAAAUUCGUUAAAUAAUGUGAUACGAACAAUUAACAUAGCUCGGAAAAUGGAUAAAACUCAACCUCUCAUUCCAAAGCAAAUAAAAUUUCCAUGUAAUACAAAAAAUUCCAGAUCAUUAAUAAAGCCUAUUAGCGUGCAUCAGCUUCGACCUGGAGAUAUAGAUAUCAUUGGAGCUGUGGGAGAUUCACUUUCUGUUGGAAUAGGAGCAUUCUCGACAAGUCUUUCGGAUGUUUUCUUGGAAUACAGAGGGGUUUCUUUAACAGGCGGAGGUACUGGAACUUGGAGAGAAUUUUUAACACUUCCAAAUAUACUAAAAGAAUUCAACCCAAAUUUAUUUGGCUAUUCGUAUGGUGAACUAUCUUUAUCGCAACAACGUGGCUCACAAUUUAACGUUGCCGAAAAUGCAGCUUUAAGUGAAGAUGUUCUUGAUAUGACAAAAGAGUUAGUAAAUCGUAUAAAAAUGGAUCCCAGAGUCAAUUUGCAAGAAGAUUGGAAGUUUAUAACUAUGUUUAUUGGAUCAAAUACAUUUUGUCUUCAACUUUGUAUCGAUGAUAAUGUCAUGUUAAUUGAACUUCAUAAACAAAAGGUAUUUGAAUCAUUGUUGUUCAUAAAAAAAAACCUUCCAAGAACAAUGGUACAACUAAUUAUGAAUGUCAACUUAGAACUGUUGUUAAAACUAAUAGAUAAGCCACUUCGAUGUCAAUUGAUAAACUUGAUUGAAUGUCCUUGUUUAAUGGCAAUGCAAUACAGACAUAAUUUAUUAAAAUACAUAAGAGUAAUGAAGGAAUUUCAAAAAGUUGAAAAAGAAAUUGCAGAAAAUGAAUUAUUUAAAAACAGCGAGGACUUUACUGUUAUAUUACAAACUGUCACAGAAAAUUUUACCAUACCAUUAAAUAAAUUCAACAGAACUGAUUUUACAUACUUCUCUAGUGAUUGCUUUCAUUUUUCUCAAAAAGGUUAUGCAAGAGCUAUUAAUGCAAUAUGGAACAACAUGUUGCAACCAUUUGGUCAUAAAUCCAAUGAGUGGAAUGAUGUAUUUGAAAAAUUUGUCUGUCCUACAGAACGAAGACCCUACAUAGCUACAUGGAAAAAUAGUCAUUAAAGAAUUAAACUUUUUUUAGAAAUUUAAAAUAGUUUGUAAAGUUUGUUAAAACAUUUUUUUAAUUUUAUGCAGACCAAUUGGUUAUGUAAAAUAUCGUUAAACACUAAAUUUCUCCUAAAAUAAUAGUUCUCAUCCAUCACGUAUCAAACUAAACGGUUAAACAAUAGUUUUUCCGGAUUUUAUGUUAAAUUUGUUUAUUUUCAUUUUUAUUUAAGUAUUAAACCUACAUUUGUUAGCAAGUAUUGAUGCUAAUUACCAAAUACACUUAAUAAAUUAUGUUCAAACAAAUUUUU